Molecule: messenger RNA, 2886 nt
Organism: Achroia grisella
Lineage: Eukaryota; Metazoa; Arthropoda; Insecta; Lepidoptera; Pyralidae
Gene: Prip
Product: aquaporin AQPAe.a
Exons: 7
Coding region: 196-1005 (269 amino acids)
Biological process (GO): transmembrane transport
Cellular component (GO): plasma membrane
Molecular function (GO): water channel activity
Source: RefSeq, a predicted model, not a curated record
UCCCGCUAGACUAGAAGGCGGUAUGUUCAAAACGAAUUUAAACGAUCUCAAAAAAGCGCGACAGUAGGUUGCGUCGUGGGACAAACCAUUUACAGGUUGAAAUAAAAUAUUGUUAUCAACAAAAUUGUGUUGUGUUAAGGUGCUUCUAAUCGUCCCCACGAAGACUUCCCACAGUCUACUUUAUUAUCAAAAAACAUGGGAGAACUUGGAACAAGACUUGGAUUCGACGAGUUGGCCGGUGGUGCUGCAGCAAUCAGCAAGGCUUUACUCGCCGAGUUUAUCGGUAAUCUGCUGCUGAACUUAUUCGGCUGCGGUGCUUGUAUAAACAUCACUCAAGGUGUGAGCGCACCUGCGGACAUCGUGCUCAUCGCUCUUUCGUUCGGUCUCGCCGUUUUCGCCGUUGUAUCGGCUAUCGGUCACGUAUCUGGUGGUCAUAUCAACCCAGCGGUGACAGUUGGGCUAGCGUCAGCAGGUCGAGUUAAGCCUCUCAGAGCUAUACUGUACGUGAUCGCCCAAUGCGCUGGCGCUGCGGCGGGCUCCGGUCUGCUGAAGGCUUUUACCCCGGAGCGUGCAGCAGGAAAAUUGGGUGUCACCGCAUUAGGACCUGACGUCACCGUGCUUCAAGGAUUUGGCAUUGAGUUCUUCCUUGGAUUUGUUCUCAUCUUUGUUAUUUGUGGGGUUUGCGACCCUAACAAACCGGACAGCAGGUCGACAGCACCACUCACCAUCGGACUGACGGUGACACUUGGUCAUUUGCUCGCAGUCGACUACACCGGUUCGGCCAUGAAUCCUGCUAGAUCAUUCGGCUCGGCGCUUGUCGCCAAUGAAUGGGCAGACCACUGGGUGUACUGGGCGGGACCUGUGGCUGGUGGAGUGGCAGCUGCAUUACUCUACGUUCAUGCCUUCUCCGCAUGUCCGGUAGAAACUCCGAGGUACAAGCCCGUAGCUGCCGAUGAGAAGGAGUUGAAGCGGCUGGAUGGAGGUAAAGCUGAAGACAUCGCCUGAGAGAGUCACCCGGGGGCAGCGACGACGUUCCGGGGUGCGCCCCUCGUGCGGCCCGCACCUCCCGCACGCCCCGCAGGCGUCUCAGUGCCCCGCGACACACGCCACCAGCCUCUCACAUCACAUCGCUUAUGAAAAUCAAAAUGGAACAACUUAGCUAUUAAGAACAGAGCAUGAAAAGACAGCUAGAUUAUCUACUUACUUCAGAGGCGAACUAAGGCCUAUGCAUCUUUAACUAUUAUGUACUGCUCCUUUUAAUGUUGUAACCUUAUGGUUGUACAAAUAAAGCAUUAUUAUUAUGCAACCUUGGCACGUGCCAGGGCUCGUAAUUUUUUAUUUUCAUAAUGUCAAUGUACUGAAAAAUAGUCCCGAAAUUUCAAUGUUGCCAAUGGCCCGCUUUAGACUUAGUCUCCGCCACUGAUGUACUUGUAGAUAACUAUAAAUCAUAACUUGUGGUAUUUCUUUUUUAUUUUUACUCACAAUUUUUAUUUAAACUAUGGCAGCAAGAAUUCGUUCUAUAAUCACUGCCGAUACACCAAAAACUACUAACAUUUUUAUUUAUUUCCUGUACCUACACCAUUACGUCACAGUUACGUCUAAGUAGAUGCCUAUUAUAUUUGUAAUUUGUAUCUCAAUAGUUUUCAAGAACUUUUUUUAUAAACUGUUCUUUAAAAAGAUUGUUUGUCUACUGAUUUUUUAUGUUUUCACUAUGGAGCUAUGAAAAUAUUAACGUUAAUCUGGAUCAUGUCACUAUUUACAUAUCUAAAGCACACGCGCACAGUUCACGAAACUGUAGCACAUCUUUCAUUAGAUAUAUGUAUGUAUGUAGAGACUAUGCAAAUAAGUUUGUGCGAAUGAUUCGCCAAUAGGAAAUUGUAGGUAUUCCAUAUAUUAUAAGUGAAUAAACUGAGACUCUAUGCAGCCCCAAAAUGCAAUAAAAAUAUACCUAUCACAUUUCUUAGAAGAAAAACUCUAUGGAUAUAGGUACAAUCAUACUCCCUUAUUAUUAAAAACAUUAACAUAAGUAGGUAUAACAAAUGUAUUGUAAUAAUUGAACUUUUUUAUGAAUUUUCUAGAUUCCUUUCAAUUAGGAAAAUCCGAAAUAAAGUAUUUAAUAAAAUGUCUAAGAGUUAAAAUAAUUAUUGGUUUGUAGACUUUAAAUUUUUAUGUACCCUUAUCAGGGAUCGAAUAAGUACAUGAUUUUUAACCCGUACGUGGACAUUUUCGACCACAGAACGAGGUUUUACGGAAUUUCGACCUACGAAAAUUAGUUAAAAUACUAUAAGAGGUUUAGAGAGCCUAAUUGAUUUGAGCUAAUAUAAAAAAUAGAUUUUUAUUACUUCGUACGAGGCUUUUGACAACCUUGAUACUACAGCUUACACAUAGUAGAACGUUUUGUUUCACUAAGUACCUUUUUGUCAAAUACCUAUCCAUACCUACACUGCCACAUGAGUACCUAUAUCCCCAUAUCUACAUAAUGUAACUACAAUAGUCCAAUUCAAGCUCAUCUAAAUUAUAUUUAAUCGUAAGUUUUAUAUUUACUAUUCGAGAUUUUAUUUAAUAAAGAUUAAGAUAAAUUAAGAAAUUUUGUAAGAAUUUAAAUAUACAUUUUAGAUGAUAAUUACUCAGCUUUACUUAUUGUGUACCUUUAGUGUAGUUAAUUUAUGUAUGUUUUUUGUCUUUAUAAAAUCAUACAAUGCACAAAUAAAGAAUACAAUAUUCUGUAACAAUGAUACGUGUUCAAAAUGUACGAUUAAGAUUCGAAUUAUUCUGUAUCAGAGCAGUAAAUCCUGUUAGGAAGCUUACAAAUUUCGUAAAACUAUCUUUCCUAAUAAAUAUAUAGCUUAAGAAAAUUCUCAAUAAAUACGGCAUAUAUUUUGUUUA